Molecule: messenger RNA, 561 nt
Organism: Symbiodinium pilosum
Lineage: Eukaryota; Dinophyceae; Suessiales; Symbiodiniaceae
Source: the annotation of a GenBank genome assembly
AUGGAACUGGCAAAUGCGAAUGGUGGCAACGGAUGCAGAGUCGGGCUGCACGUCCGGCAACAAGUGGACCCAAAGAAACUGGAACUCAGCAUUGCUCGGACUGCAUUUGGCAUCAGCCCACUUCGGCUGUUGGAUGCGCAAGGGCUAGAUACCGGUCUGGCUGCACUGGAGAGGAACCUGCAACGGGCACUGAGUGAAGCACAACAGUUGGACAGUGUUGCCAGGCAUGUCCCAAGCAAGAGCAUGCUUUUCGAAAGACGUGGUCUGCUAUCGCGGGAGAUUCGAGAGCUUGAGCUGGAGCUUAGAACCUAUCACCUGGAAAAGAUUCGGCGCCGCGAGCUGGGUAUGGCGACGGUUGGGGUGCAGCUGCAGAACGAACGAUUGCGAAUGAGCCAUGGGGUGCGAUUGCCACGGCUGAACGCGCAGAUGACAGCUGAGACCGGUCCACAGGUGACGAAGGAAGUCCCUCAAUUCAUACAGCGCAAGCUGCCAGUCUUGAGUCCAUCACGCAUGCAGCAUUUCAUGAGUAUGGAAGUGGAUCAUGGCGAGAGUGUGCAUUAG